Molecule: messenger RNA, 1692 nt
Organism: Phyllotreta striolata
Lineage: Eukaryota; Metazoa; Arthropoda; Insecta; Coleoptera; Chrysomelidae
Source: the annotation of a GenBank genome assembly
UAAGCAUUUUGAUAGCAGUAAUAAAAUCGCAGUUAUCGAAUUCCAACAAUGGAUUUCUCGAAGAUACUAUUUAUUGUUCUCACUGUAGCUCUGUAUAUUGAAGAAAUCGACAAUUCGAAAAUUUUAGGAAUAUUUCCUCUGGCCGCGAAAAGCCAUUAUACGUUGGGAAACUCGUUGAUGAGAGGGCUGGCCGAGGCCGGACACGAUGUAACAAUGAUGAGUCCUCACAAUGAUGAAAAUCCUGUCGAAAAUGGAACGUACAGAAAUAUCGUUUUAACCGGAUUCGCCGAAUUUUACGAAGCCACAAUGAAGAAACUCAACCCGUACGAACGAUCAUACUUCUCCAACUCCUUCAACUACCUGCACAAAUACCAAAGAGCCACGACCGUUCUAAUGGAGAAUAUCUUCCAACACCCCGCCGUCGUGGAUUUCUCCAAUUCCAACGAAACCUUCGACGUCGUCAUCGUCGAGCAAAUCGCCUGCGAGGCCUUGAAGUACUUCGCCCAUCACUUCAAAGCCCACCUCGUUCUGUUCUCCUCCGUGGCAGCGGAGAGCAAAGUGAAUUACGUCAUGGGGAAUCCCACCAUGGUGUCGUUUUCCCCGUUAAUCGACACUGAUUUUUCCAACGACAUGACCUUGGCGCAGAGGAUCAGGAACUUAUUGCUGUACGCCUACGAAGCGGCCGAGUACAAGUACCUUUGGUUGCCGUUUUUGGACGAUUUGAUCCAGAGGUACCAUCCCGGUGCGCCUUCGAUGUUCGAUAUUAAUUACAAUGUUUCGUUGGUACUCGUUAAUUCUCACGAGAGCAUCCAGCCGAGCGUUCCGUUGGUGCCGAAUAUAGUACCGAUCGGGGGAUUCCACGUGGAGAAAGCGAAACGUUUACCGGAAGAUUUGGAAAAUUUUUUAAAUCUCGCUUCAGAUGGAGUCAUUUACGUUAGUUUUGGUUCGACCGUUCGAGCCGAGAAUCUACCUACCCACAAAAAAUUGGUACUCCUCAAAACAUUCGGAAACCUCAAGCAAAAAAUCUUGUGGAAAUGGGAAGGUCACGAAGUGGACGACUUGCCUGCGAAUGUGAAAACUUCCAAGUGGUUCCCUCAGAAAGAUUUACUAGCUCAUCCGAACGUGAGGCUCUUCGUAACACAAGGAGGUUUGCUGAGCCUGACAGAAAGCAUUUCUAAUGGCGUUCCGAUGCUAGCAGUACCGAUUCUCGGAGAUCAGUUCGUGAACGCGAGAAUGGUCGAAACUGACGGAUACGGUCUGAGUAUUUCCUUUCACGAUUCAAACUUUUCUGAGGAGAAGCUCACGUCGAUGAUAGAAGAGCUUUUGCACAAUUCGACGUUUAAGGAAAAAGCGAUGGAAAAAUCCAGAAUAUUCCACGAUCGAGAAAUCGAUCCGCUCAAGAAAGCUGUGUAUUGGAUCGAAUACGUCAUACGUCACAAAGGCGCGGCCCACUUGAAAGUAUGGGGAGUAAAUUUGGCCUGGUACCAAUUCUAUUCCUUGGACGUGCUUUUUGUUAUUUUAACAUGUACGGUCCUGUUAUUGGCGUUUUUAUAUGGGAUUGUGAUUGCGUUAGGAAAAUUGUUUAAGAUGGCUGUUAAAACUGUAAUUCAAAAAAACAAACGAAAUAACAAAAAUGACCGUCGAGGAAAUAAUAAAUUAAAAAGGCAUUAAAUAAAUUUAACGUUGUAUAUU